AUGGCAUUCCUGUGGAUUCAGCCUGCAUCUCUUUCUGCCCUGCGUCAGUUCCAUACUUUCUACCAGUCUGCGGAGCUGCCGGAGACCCACCAGAUGCUGCGUCAGACCUGCCGAGACUUUGCCGAGAAGGAGCUGGUUCCCAUCGCGGCCCAGGCGGACAAGGAACAUCGCUUCCCAGCGGCUCAGGUGAAGAAAAUGGGCGAGCUUGGGCUUCUGGCCAUGGAUGUCCCUACUGAACUAGGCGGUGCUGGCCUCGAUUACCUGGCCUAUGCCAUUGCCAUGGAGGAGAUCAGCCGGGGCUGUGCCGCCACUGGAGUCAUCAUGAGUGUCAACAAUUCCCUCUACCUGGGGCCCAUCCUGAAGUUUGGCUCCAAAGAGCAGAAGGCACAGUGGAUCACUCCUUUCACCAAUGGUGACAAAAUCGGCUGCUUUGCCCUCAGUGAGCCAGGGAAUGGCAGCGACGCUGGAGCCGCCUCUACCACUGCCCGGGCAGAGGGUGAUUCCUGGGUCCUGAAUGGCACCAAAGCUUGGAUCACCAACUCCUGGGAGGCCUCAGCCACCGUGGUCUUUGCCAGCACAGACAGAUCCUUGAAGAACAAGGGCAUCAGUGCCUUCCUGGUUCCCAUGCCGACGCCUGGGCUCACGCUGGGGAAGAAGGAAGACAAGCUGGGCAUCCGGGGGUCAUCCACAGCCAACCUCAUCUUCGAGGACUGUCGUAUCCCCAAGGACAACCUGCUGGGGGAGCCAGGGAUGGGUUUCAAGAUAGCCAUGCAAACUCUGGACAUGGGCCGCAUUGGCAUCGCCUCCCAGGCUCUGGGCAUCGCCCAGGCUGCCCUCGAUUGUGCUGUGACCUAUGCUGAGAAUCGCAAGGCCUUCGGGGCGCCCCUCACCAAGCUCCAGAGCAUCCAGUUCAAGUUGGCGGACAUGGCCUUGGCCCUGGAGAGUGCCCGGCUGCUGACAUGGCGUGCUGCCGUUCUGAAGGAUAAGAAGAAACCGUUCAUCAAGGAGGCAGCAAUGGCCAAGCUGGCAGCAUCAGAGGCUGCAACUGCCAUCAGCCACCAGGCCAUCCAGAUCCUCGGUGGCAUGGGCUACGUGACAGAGAUGCCAGCUGAGCGGCACUACCGCGAUGCCCGCAUCACUGAGAUUUACGAAGGCACCAGUGAGAUCCAGAGGCUGGUGAUUGCUGGGCACCUGCUCAAGAGUUACCGGAGCUGAGCGCGUCUGGGGCUGGUCUGCACCCCAUCCAGGAGCUGGGCUGGCAAGAGCAUUGAGGGAAAAGGGACGGGAGCCUUGUGACCUUAACCCUGACUCCCAGUCAGAGGCGGGUGGCCAGCGGGGCCGUCCCUCCUCUGUCAGGACCCCCAGCCUCCGUCUUGUGGUCUGGACUGGCUGGAAGGGGCUCUCGGUGCCCUCACCUCUGCCACCCUGGCCCAGUGCCUGGGAGGAAGGCCCUGGGAGGAGGACAGUGCCGGAGGACACCUGUCCAGCUCAGUCCCUGACAUGACUCCCUUUUCACCACUGUGCCUUACUUUCUUCAUCAGGGUGGAGGCCAGACUAAGUGGUCAGAUGGGGACGCCCCAGUCAGGGGUCAAAGGAGUGGGGCCAGAAGGGCCAGGCCCCAAAGUAGUGGCAGUUUUCAGCCUCCAGAGACCCUGGUUUGGGGAAGGCCGUGGACCUUAGUCAUUCUGGAAGCUUCCUGAACCUUAUUUGUCAAGUACAAUUCCAGCAGGUGGGUGGUCUGAUAGGGUGGAACUGGCUGUAAUAAAGUUCAUCUGUGUCCUGA
This is a messenger RNA of Condylura cristata (star-nosed mole), 1783 nucleotides long. It is a transcript of the gene ACADS, whose product is annotated as acyl-CoA dehydrogenase, C-2 to C-3 short chain. Lineage: Eukaryota; Metazoa; Chordata; Mammalia; Eulipotyphla; Talpidae. Gene Ontology annotation, biological process: butyrate catabolic process; fatty acid beta-oxidation using acyl-CoA dehydrogenase. Gene Ontology annotation, molecular function: flavin adenine dinucleotide binding. Gene Ontology annotation, cellular component: mitochondrion. The coding region runs from base 1 to 1215 and encodes 404 amino acids. The record is from RefSeq and is a predicted model, not a curated record. The transcript has 10 exons.